Messenger RNA from Penicillium malachiteum, 4638 nucleotides. RefSeq names its product chromatin segregase YTA7. Gene Ontology annotation, biological process: positive regulation of transcription by RNA polymerase II. Lineage: Eukaryota; Fungi; Ascomycota; Eurotiomycetes; Eurotiales; Aspergillaceae. The transcript is spliced from 2 exons. Gene Ontology annotation, molecular function: ATP binding; ATP hydrolysis activity; histone binding. Gene Ontology annotation, cellular component: nucleus. The record is from RefSeq and is a predicted model, not a curated record. The coding region runs from base 1 to 4638 and encodes 1545 amino acids.
AUGGCUCGCGGUAAUUCCAAGCGCUCCCUGGAGGAGAUUGCCAACAUGUCCGACUCCAACGACGAAGAUUGGAGCGAGACUGACCACCGUCCGCGCUCGCGACGUGGGAGCCGAAAGGCAAAGGGCAAGCCAAGUCCUAAGAAACGCUCCCGACCCUCGAAGAAGCGCCGUCGCAACUCCCACACUAUUGUGUCUGAUGAAGAUGAUUUUUCCGACGAAGAUGACCUGUCAAUUGAAGAGGAAUUGGAGGAAUCCGAUGAUCCUAAUGUCCCCCGCAAUGCCCGCGGCACCGCUCGUCGCAGCACCACCACUAAGAAGCGUCCGCUCUAUGAAGAGCCUGACUCCGAUGCCGAUGCCGAUGAAGCUGAAGAUGAAGAUGAAGAUGAAGAUCUUGAUGCCGAGGGCGAGACUUUCGAUGAAGCCUCCCCAAAGAAAAAGUCAAACCUGGUUACUUUGAGACUCCCUCCUGCGGUCCUGUCACAGCCCGCUUUCACCUCUACCCGCCGUACUACUCGCCGUACUCGCGAUGUCUCUGAAGAUAUCGUCGCCUUAACUAACUCUGGUCGUCACAUCCAGACCGUUCAACGGGGUACCAGAAGCCCCUCUCCCACCAUCAUGCGUCAUGUCUCUCGCGGUGCUACAGUGCCCCCUAUCACUGAAGAAUCUGUUAUGUCUUCCGAAAUCCUGGCUUCUAUGGAAGUAUUGGAAAGUGAUGCGCCUGACGUGACUAUGGAAGAAGGUGUCGUUCCUGAGUCGGAGAACGGGGACGCAAAGAACCAGGGCGAUGCAGACGAUGAAUACAGUGACGAUGGAAGUCCAAUCAAGCGACGAAGCAAGCCCACUCAGUUUGAGCCCAGCGCCGGAGAAGAGACCGAGCAUUCCAAGGAAAAGCCUGAGACUGAGCCUCGCCGAUCUGGUCGCAAGAAGCCAGUAAAGAGCUCACAGAAGAAGGCCGAGGACGAGAGCGACUUUGAACCCGAAGAAGAGGAUUCUAACGACGACGUCUCUGAAUCUGAGAAAUCAUUGGCCUCCCCACGGAAGAGCGGACGCGAGACCGAAGAUGACAGCACCGCUGGUCGUCGUGCAGGACUACGCAAGCGCACAUCUCAAUCUCAUGGCCAGUCUGAUGUCGACGAACUUGCUUUCGAGAUUCAAGACCUGCGCGAAGGAAAUGGAAAGCCGCGACGUCGUGUCCAAGAACCGACCACUUACGAUAAACCACGCCGCAAUGUCAAGAAUGUCGAUUACCGUCUCUUUCGCCCUGAGCCCAACUCUAAUGACGCUGAAGAUGAGGCGGCUACCGAUUCACACUCUCGUAAGGGGCGUGGUGGAGGAGGCGGCGGCGGCGGCUAUCAACGUAUCCUCUACUCAACCGCUGGUCCUUUCGGUGGCACCGGUCUGACGUCUAUUCUGGGUCCCUCUGAUGCCCUCGCUGGAGCUGGAGGUGAGGAAAGUGACAGCAGCGAUGACGAGUUCGAGCCAUCCAAGGCCACUGGUCUUGUUCCACAGACACACAACGCUGAUGCGCAGCUCGCUGGAACGCCGGCCAACUUCGGCAAGCUGAAGGAUAAGCAGACCUUGGCAGAUGCCGACCCAUUGGGCGUUGACAUGAAUGUCAACUUUGACAGCGUGGGGGGUCUGCAGGGGCACAUCGACCAGCUCAAGGAGAUGGUGUCCCUCCCCCUCCUGUACCCGGAGAUCUUCCAACGAUUCCAUAUCGUUCCUCCUCGGGGUGUCCUCUUCCAUGGACCCCCAGGAACCGGUAAGACUCUCCUGGCCCGGGCGUUGGCAAACAGCGUGAGCUCUGAGGGCAGAAAGGUCAGCUUCUACAUGCGGAAGGGGGCCGAUACGUUGAGCAAGUGGGUUGGUGAGGCGGAGCGUCAAUUGCGUCUUCUCUUCGAAGAAGCGCGUAAGAACCAGCCAAGUAUCAUCUUCUUUGAUGAAAUUGACGGCUUGGCUCCCGUGCGAUCUAGCAAACAGGAACAAAUCCACGCUUCGAUUGUUUCAACUCUCCUGGCAUUGAUGGACGGUAUGGAUGGCCGUGGACAGGUCAUAGUUAUCGGUGCUACCAACCGCCCAGAUUCAGUCGAUCCCGCUUUGCGUCGUCCCGGUCGUUUUGACCGCGAGUUCUAUUUCCCCCUACCCAACCUUGAGGGCCGACGCGCCAUUUUGGACAUUCACACCAAGGGCUGGGAUCCCGCCCUCCCCGGUGAGAUCAAGGAUGAGCUCGCAAAGAUCACGAAGGGCUACGGCGGCGCUGACCUGCGCGCUCUCUGCACCGAGGCUGCACUAAACGCCGUCCAGCGCAAGUAUCCUCAGAUCUACAAAUCCGACAAGAAGCUCAUUAUCAAUCCAAAGCACAUCGAUGUUCUUCCCAAGGAUUUCAUGAUUGCCGUCAAGAAGAUGGUCCCCUCUUCAGAACGAUCUACCUCUUCAGGAGCAUCCGCCUUGCCGCAGAAUGUCGAGCCUCUCCUCCGCCAAGCAUUGGCCGAAGUUCAGAAGGCUUUGUCAGAGGUCCUUCCCAUGCGCAAGAGACUUACUGCCUUGGAAGAAGCUCAGUACGAAGAACCUAACGAUGGCAAUGGCUUCCGCCGCGAACAGAUGAUGCAAGAGUUCGAUCGCUCGCGUGUCUUCCGCCCACGUAUGCUCCUGCGUGGCCCGCAAGGAAUGGGUCAGCAAUAUCUCGCUGCAGCCCUUUUGCACCAGUUCGAGGGUCUACAUGUCCAGGCUUUCGACCUCCCCACCUUACUCAGUGAUUCCACCCGCUCGCCUGAAGCUGCGGUUAUUCAACUCUUCGCCGAAGUGAAGCGACACCGACCAAGUGUGAUCUACAUCCCUAACAUCCAGACAUGGUUCGAAACAGUUGGAACUACUGUCAUUUCUACAUUCCUUGGUCUACUUCGCUCACUCCCUCCUUCUGACCCUGUCUUGCUCCUCGGUGUUCUUGAGGCCGGUGAAGAUGAUGUGGAUACUGCUCUGCUUAAGCAGUUGUUCGGUUUCUCUAAGAAGAAUCUGUUCGACUUGCCGGCUCCUGAUAGCGACGCUCGUAAGGAGUUCUUUGGAAAACUCAUUGAGUACGUCAAAACUGCACCCUCCGAUUUUCCAGACCCAGAGAACCGCAAGAAGCGUCAACUCGAAGAACUGGAAGUCGCACCUCCGCCUUCACCAGUGACUGCAGCACCGAUUAGCAAGGAGGAGCAGAAAGCUCAGAAGAAGAAGGAUCGACAGACCCUCAAUCUCCUUAAGAUCCGCAUCCAGCCCAUCAUGGAUCAGAUCAAGAAAUACAAGCAGUUCCGCAAUGGUGUAAUUGAGGAGGGCCAGUAUAAAUACUUGCUGGAUGAAGCAGACCCCAAUAUUGUCACUAGUGACCUUCCCGAUGAGCAAGGCGUCCCCCGACCAUUCGAGAAGGCGGUUGACAAAUACGGUGCUCCCGGCCUCAGAGAAGUUGCCACAGAGAAGUUUUUCUACAACAUGGACAUUGUAAUCAUGGAAAAGCGUUUGUCGAAUGGGUUCUACAAACGUCCCAUGGACUUCCUGGCCGAUAUGAAGCGAAUUGCAAAGGAUGCACGCCAGACCGGAGAUCACAACAGAAUUUUGCGCGCUAAUGAGCUACUGUCUAAUGUCGAAGUGGACAUCUCUAUGAUUGAACAAGCUGACCCGGCUCUUGUCACUGAAUGUGAGGGCGUUUACUUGCGCGAUCUCGCUCGAGAGAAGGAAGCCAUUGAACGUGCCCGCAAAGCUGAAGAAGAAGCAGAAAAGCUGCGACUGGAAGAGGAGGCUGCCUAUGAUGCAGCUCUUGCAAGUGUCCGCCCCAUUACACCUGCCCAUCAGAUCACUGCCAGCUUCUCAAAUGGACUCCAAAACGGCGGUGGCUCCGACCUGAACGACCCUGGUAACAAUGCCCAGAGCAAUGGUUCUCACGGCGAUGCCGACGGCGACGUUUUCAUGUCCAACUCUGAAGAUCACUCUGUCAGCAAGAAUACGCAGGUCAGCUCGUUUGGACCUUCUGCUCAACCUAAGCCCCUCUACUCCCACACCGCACCUUCUCAGCAGAUUCGCCGUGAGUCCGGCCUGUCGAGCUUCUCGCAGAAGGGUCCCAUGACGCCCAUGGCUCCUGGUUCUCAGCCUGGAGAUUACACCAAUGAAGCAUCCACCACCCAGACCACUUCCUACAAAAAGUCCUCUGAGCACUCCUCUCACCAGCCAGAGAACCUGCCUAGCCCUCACAUCUCUCGUCACGAUUAUCCCGAUCUCUCUCAAUACCCCGACCGUGUCUCGCAGGAGGAGCACCUCCCUGACACACAGCAAGGUGGCAGCUCUCAGCCUUCGCCGCGUGCUCGCGACUCCCUCGAACAAUCACAGCAGAAACCACAGCCUCCUCUGUUCUCGGCCAAUCUGGGCUCUCUGCUUGUCGAGGAGCCAGCCCCUCAGCUGGCCCUCGACCUUGACUACGUCAGCCGCCUUCAUGGCGAGCUGACCCGGCAGUCAAGCAGCUGCUCCAUCGAGCAGCUGGAGCAGAUCAACACGGCCCUUAUGGAGUACAUUUGGCAGAUGCGCGGGGAGUGGGACCGCACCUGCGUGGCGCAGGGUGUCUCCAAGACCUUUAACGAGGUCUUGGAGGACAUCCUGGCCGCGUAG